AUGGUAGUACUGCUGGAAGCUGGUCCGCACUGUCGUACGCCCAGCUGGGCAACGUUUGCACUGCCAGACGCGGAGCAGUCGUGGCUAGCGAUUGUGGUCGUAAAGUUGAAUGGUCGUAAGUUGCAUAGGUCCCCAGAGACAGCAAUGAAAGGACCUGCUGCUUCCUGGAGUAUAAGGAUUUCAUCUGGGGGGCUGCAGGGCAGGAAAGAGAGUUUGAAGGGUGUGUGCAUCAGCGGCACCUACCCCAUAAGUUUGUUACAAGGAUUCAGCGAAAUAAGGAAAGCAGUUCACCUAGGGAUUAAGAACAUAGUCUUUGGUCUGCCCUCCACCUGGCAAGGGAGUCCCGUCUGUCCAGAUUGUUCCGGAUCUUGCUGCCCACCCAGUGGCCGAAGUCCCUCAGGUCUGGAGGCCGCAGUAUUAAAGGCUGAGCAGCAGCAGAAGCAGAAGUGGGCUGUGAGUACUCAAACCACUGCCUGGAGUAAUGUUGAUUCUAAGUUUGGCCAGAGAAUGCUAGAGAAGAUGGAGUGCUAUAAAAGGGGUUUAGGGGUUCAAGAUCAAGGAGGACCCCAUCAUAUUAAAGUUCAAGUUAAAAAAAAAAACCACAUGGGACUUCAAUUGACAAUCAAUAAUGAAGACAACUGGAUUGCCCAUCAAGGUGAUUUUAACCAGCUUCUGGUGGAACUGAACACUUUCCAGAGGCAGAAAACAGCAGACUCCUCAGACAAUAAGAAAAAGAAAUCUUUUAAUCUUGAGGAAAAGUCCAAAAUCUUUAAAAACUGUGUUCAUCAUAGGAAAUUCACAAAAGAAAAUGAUCUAUCAUCUCGAGCAAAAAAGAACAGAACAAAACAACGACACCUAUGCCUUCACCAUCCAGGAGCAUUUUGCCAAGAGGAUGGCAGCACUGAAGAACAAGCCCCAGGUCACAGCUCUAGGGCCUGA
This is a messenger RNA of Cebus imitator (Panamanian white-faced capuchin), 939 nucleotides long. RefSeq names its product protein PXR1-like. NCBI's taxonomy places the organism in Eukaryota, Metazoa, Chordata, Mammalia, Primates, Cebidae. The record is from RefSeq and is a predicted model, not a curated record. Gene Ontology annotation, biological process: regulation of ribosome biogenesis. Gene Ontology annotation, molecular function: telomerase inhibitor activity. Gene Ontology annotation, cellular component: nucleolus.